UGCAAGCAUCCCAUAGCAUCCCAUCCCAUCCCAUCCCAACAAACCAUCGAGGCCCGACAUCUUGUCCUACCACACUCAGAUCUGGCUAGAUUGUUUCCGGCGUGGUAGACCUCCAUUGCUGGUUUCGUGUCAAGUCCGAGAAGAGCACAACGCCACGAACGGGCCUAGCGUCUUCAAUAAUUGGCGUCGCCGUGUGACCCCCUUUAGCUGGCGAACCAUCUACCCCUGCUCGGAUCCCUUGUCGCUCUAGCCUUUUGUUUUCCUGACCUGUCAUCACUGAACAAUUCUUCUACCAUCCCACAAUCCCCUAACAAUGAGUUCACCAAGUGCCCAGCACCGGCGGACUGGCUCUCUCGAUCCCUUCUCCGACCCGGAUGUCUACUACGGAGAUGAGGAGCACAACCGUUCACGCAUGAGAGACCGCAAGCGAGCGUUUUCUUCGACCCUGAAAUCAUUCAACCGGGACGAUAUCCAAGAAUUUCUAGGAGGCGGCUUUCCUGCACGACGGGCUAGUCAUGACGAGACACCAGUUAAUCCCCGCAAGUUCCUCAUUGACGUGGAUACUACACUGCAUGAUCUUCUAGAGCGGGAAGAUACGGACCGGAACAUGCAGAUAACGAUUGAAGAUGUGGGCCCCAAAGUAUUCUCCGUAGGGACCGCUGCGUCUUCGGGAUACAAUAGAUUUGACCUGCGAGGCACUUAUAUGCUCUCCAAUCUCCUCCAAGAGCUUACGAUUGCUCAGGAUUACGGUCGGAAGCAUAUUGUUCUUGAUGAAGCUCGUCUGAGUGAGAAUCCCGUCGCACGUCUUUCCCGGCUAAUCAAGAAUUCCUUCUGGAAUGCUCUUACUCGGCGUAUUGAUGGACAUAACAUUGCUGAAGCUGGUCGGGACCCCAAAGACUGGACGGACGACCCGCGACCCCGGGUCUACGUUCCACCGGGGGCCCCUGAGCAAUAUGAGUACUACAAGAACAUUGCAGAGACUCAUCCAGAAUUGCGCCUGGAUGUGCAGUUGUUGGAGGCCGAGAUCACACCGGAAUAUGCGAGGAAGCUCAACCCUAAGCCUGGACUUCUGGCACUGGCAAUGGAAAAAAGAAUUGAUCAAACUACCCAAAAAACAGAGUAUAGCGGAGUGCCAUUCGUGGUCCCAGGAGGCAGGUUCAAUGAGCUGUACGGAUGGGAUAGUUACAUGAUGUCAUUGGGGUUGCUGGUCAGCAACAGAGUUGACCUGGCCCGAGGUAUGGUGGUCAACUUCUGUUUCUGUAUCAAGCAUUACGGCAAGAUUUUGAACGCAAACCGGUCUUACUACUUGACCCGUUCUCAGCCCCCGUUUUUGACCGACAUGGCCUUGCGUGUGUAUGAACGCAUCAAGAACGAACCCGAUUCUAUGGAGUUCCUUCGCAACGCUACGCUUGCCGCGAUCAAGGAAUACUACAGCGUUUGGGCGACAGAGCCGCGGCUCGACCCGGUGUCUGGUCUUUCUAGAUACCGCCCGGAAGGCGCGGGUGUGCCCCCGGAGACGGAGCCGACACACUUCGUUCACAUUCUCACUCCCUAUGCCGAGAAGCACGGCAUGUCGUUCGAUGAGUUUGUCGAAGCCUACAACGAAAGACAGGUUCUGGAACCAGAGCUUGACGAGUACUUCCUACAUGAUCGAGCUGUGAGAGAAUCUGGUCAUGAUACAAGCUAUCGUCUCGAGAGAGUCUGUGCCAAUUUGGCGACGGUGGAUCUGAAUUCGCUGUUGUACAAGUACGAGGUAGACAUUGCUCGCAUCAUCCGGACUUACUUCAAAGACAAGUUGGACAUUCCUCAAGAGUUCCGGACGGCAACGACCAGGGAUAUCGCCAUUGAGUCCUCGUCGGUGUGGGAUCGCCGCGCCCGGAGAAGAAAGAUGAGAAUGGAUACCUAUCUGUGGGACGAAGAGAAGGGAAUGUACUUUGAUUACGAUACUGCCAAGCAAGAGCGAACAACAUAUGAGAGUGCCACAACCUACUGGGCAAUGUGGGCAGGUCUCGCCACUCCUUCUCAAGCAUCACAGAUGGUGAAGGCUCUCAACCGGUUCGAGGCUUAUGGUGGCCUGGUUUCCGGAACCGAAGAAUCUCGAGGUGCCGUUGGCCUGGAUCGGCCUAAUCGGCAAUGGGAUUACCCCUACGGAUGGGCACCCCAGCAGAUGCUGGCAUGGACAGGACUAAUCCGCUACGGCUACCAGGAUGAGGCCGAGCGGCUGACCUAUAAAUGGCUAUAUAUGAUCACAAAGGCCUUUGUUGACUUCAACGGCGUCGUUGUUGAAAAGUACGACGUCACUCGGCCUAUUGACCCACACCGGGUGGAUGCCGAGUACGGUAACCAGGGCGUGGAUUUCAAGGGUGCUCCCCGCGAAGGGUUUGGAUGGGUCAAUGCCAGUUAUGCAUACGGGCUGGAGAUCCUCAACGCCCACCAGCGCCGCGCCCUCGGAGCCAUCACGCCCUACGAGACUUACAUCAAGGCCGUGGCUGCCCAGGAUGGGGUUUAAAAAUCGAUGCUGGAUGAUCACGGACAAAGAUUCAACGAACAAAUGCAUUC
This is a messenger RNA of Aspergillus heteromorphus CBS 117.55, 2559 nucleotides long. RefSeq names its product alpha,alpha-trehalase. The record is from RefSeq and is a predicted model, not a curated record. Gene Ontology annotation, biological process: trehalose catabolic process. Gene Ontology annotation, cellular component: cytoplasm. Gene Ontology annotation, molecular function: alpha,alpha-trehalase activity; calcium ion binding. The transcript is spliced from 5 exons. Bases 314 to 2509 code for a protein of 731 amino acids. Lineage: Eukaryota; Fungi; Ascomycota; Eurotiomycetes; Eurotiales; Aspergillaceae.